Messenger RNA from Staurois parvus, 708 nucleotides. NCBI's taxonomy places the organism in Eukaryota, Metazoa, Chordata, Amphibia, Anura, Ranidae. The record is from the annotation of a GenBank genome assembly.
AUGGAGAUGAAGAAGCGCAUCGCCCUGGAGCUGAGGAACAGAUCCCCGGCAGAGGUGACAGAGUUGGUUUUAGACAAUUGCCGGUCUAGUGAUGGAGAGAUUGAGGGUUUGAGUGAUGGGUUGAAAGAGCUGGAAUUCCUCAGCAUGGCCAACGUAGAACUUUCUUCUUUGGCAAAACUUCCACAGCUGUCAAAACUCAGAAAAUUGGAGCUCAGUGACAACAGUAUCUCCGGAGGCCUGGAGGUGUUAGCAGAAAGGUGUCCUAACCUCACUUACCUCAACUUAAGUGGUAACAAGAUCAAGGAUCUGAGCACAGUGGAAGCUCUUACAAAUUUAAAAAAUCUGAAGAGUUUGGACCUCUUUAAUUGUGAGAUCACCAACAUAGAAGAUUAUAGAGACAAAAUAUUUUGCAAACUUCCACAAAUUACAUUUUUGGAUGGCUUUGACCAGGAAGAUAAUGAAGCCCCUGACUCUGAAGAGGAGGAUGAAGAGUGUGAAGAAUACGAAUAUCCUGAAGAUGAGGAUGAGGCCGGCCCUCCGGGAGAGUAUGAGGAGGAAGACGAGGAGGAGGGUGAAUCCGACUUGGGGGAGGAGGAAGAGGAAGUUGGGCUAUCCUAUUUAAUGAAAGAAGAGAUACAUGAUGAAGAGGAUGACGAUGAUUAUGUUGAGGAUGGUGGUGAGGGAGAAGAGGAAGAGGAGGAUGAAGAA